Molecule: messenger RNA, 1271 nt
Organism: Ipomoea nil (Japanese morning glory)
Lineage: Eukaryota; Viridiplantae; Streptophyta; Magnoliopsida; Solanales; Convolvulaceae
Product: G2/mitotic-specific cyclin C13-1-like
Exons: 8
Coding region: 153-1247 (364 amino acids)
Biological process (GO): regulation of cyclin-dependent protein serine/threonine kinase activity; mitotic cell cycle phase transition
Cellular component (GO): nucleus; cyclin-dependent protein kinase holoenzyme complex; cytoplasm
Molecular function (GO): cyclin-dependent protein serine/threonine kinase regulator activity
Source: RefSeq, a predicted model, not a curated record
AGAGUAAUUUUUUAAAACCAGAAAAAAGGCGGCUUAUCUUCCCGCCUCUACUUUGAUUCGAUUCAUGAUUUCAUUCUCUCUCCAUUAUUUCCCUCAAGUAUUCUAAAAUCCUUCUUAUUAAUUCUUAUCUGUAAAACCCUAGUUCAUUCGUGAUGCCGGGAGGAGAGAAUCGGAUCACCAUGAAGGGAUCGAAGAGGAGUACUGCAUUUGGUUCCGUAGAAAACGAAUCGGCGCAUGUGCUAGGGCUUCCGGCCACGAAGAAGCGGGCCGUAUUUGGCGAUCUCACCAACACAUGCUCCACUCAGAACACGAGUGUGAGACAAACACAGAAGCCUAAGGCUAAGCAAAAGCCUGGUUUGAAGGACGGUGACGGUGAUGAAUCUGUGGAACCUGGAUUUUACGAAGAUAAUUUCACACCUGAGAACUCCUCUCAGAGGUCUGCCUAUGCUCCGCUCAUCUAUCAGCAUCUGCAUUCGAUGGAGGCUGAGGCGAAGAGAAGGCCUCUGGCAAAUUAUAUGGAGAAGGUUCAGAAUGAUUUAACCCCCAAUAUGCGAUUUGUUUUAGUUGAUUGGUUGGUGGAGGUUGCUGAGGAGUACAGACUUGUCGCAGAUACUCUUUAUCUCGCCGUCUCCCACAUUGACAGAUUCCUUUCUUUCCAUACUCUGAACAGGAAAAAGCUUCAGCUUCUUGGUGUCUCUAGCAUGCUUGUUGCCUCAAAAUAUGAAGAGAUCCAUCCCCCACAUGUUGAGGACUUUGUAUAUAUCACUGACAAUACAUUCACUAAAGAGGAGGUUGUUCUCAUGGAGGGAGAACUGCUGAAGUUUUUAGACUUUGAAAUUGGCAACCCCACAACAAAAACUUUUCUUAGGAUCUUUACCAAGCCUGCCCAAGAUAACUCAAAGUUUUCGACACUGGAAUUUGAAUUCUUGUGUAGUUAUCUUGCGGAGCUAAGCUUAUUAGAUUAUUACUGUGCCCGGUUCUUGCCAUCACUGAUUGCUGCUGCUGCAAUCUUUCUCGCAAGGCUUAUAAUCCUUCCAACACUUCAUCCAUGGAGCAUUGCACUGCAACAAUAUACAGGCUACAGACCAUAUGAUCUGAAGGAUUGUGUGCUUGCUAUACAUGAAAUGCUAUUUAGUAAAAGCGAGGCAUCUAUGGUGGGAGACAAAUACCAAGAUCACAAGUACAAGCAGGUUGCUAAAAUGUCUCCACCCUCGGAAAUUGCUGCACAUUACUUUCAGGAUGUUUGAAGUAGGAAUAAACAAGGCUCUGGU